Messenger RNA from Alligator sinensis (Chinese alligator), 1105 nucleotides. RefSeq names its product mitochondrial ribosomal protein S34 (gene MRPS34). Gene Ontology annotation, biological process: mitochondrial translation. The record is from RefSeq and is a predicted model, not a curated record. Gene Ontology annotation, cellular component: mitochondrion; mitochondrial small ribosomal subunit. The transcript has 3 exons. Lineage: Eukaryota; Metazoa; Chordata; Crocodylia; Alligatoridae. The coding region runs from base 123 to 764 and encodes 213 amino acids. Gene Ontology annotation, molecular function: structural constituent of ribosome.
GCCCCGCGCCCUGGGCCGAGCAUGCGCCGCGGGCUGUCCGCGAAGCACUAGUUUCCUGUGACCCCCGGUAGCGGUGCUGCUGCCGCCAGAGCUGCUCCGCGCGUGGCCGGGCCGCCGCCGCCAUGGGCCGCAGGAAGCUGCACCGGCCGAUUGCGGCCAUGGCCAAGAAGAUCCGCGAAAACCGGGCGCUGAAGAACCAGCCGUGCGACUCGCAGCGCUUCUCCCUGGACUAUGAGACCAUGACGCGGCCGUUCACCGGGAAGCGCCUGCCCGUGCUGGCCUGGGAGGACGUGCGCAACGAGAGCCGCCUCUUCGUGCUGCUCGCCCGCCUGCCCUUCUUCGGCAUCGGCCGCGUGGUCACGCGCAAGUCCUGGCUGUGGCAGUACGAAGAGCCCUGCUACUGGCUCAUCACCAAGACCUGCGUGGAUUACACGGCCGAGAAUUUGGAUCACGGAAAAGCCUGGGGAUACCUGACAUUCAGAGGCAAGGCAGAAAAUGAAGUAAAAGAGAUUGAUAAGGUCAUGUACCAUGACUGGCGUUUGGUGCCCAAACAUGAGGAAGAGGACUUCAAGAAAUGUACCCUGGUGCCAGAGGAAACCAUCCGGUAUGUGCCGUAUCCACCUCUGCUCCGAGCCAUGAUUUUUGCUCAGAGGCAGAAGGAAGGAAAACCGAACACGGAGGAGCCGAUGCUUGAUCUGGAAAGAGGGAUCUCCAGAACAGACUCCAUUGAAAAUGUCAAGAGAACUGAAGGGACACCAGUGUGAAGGUAGUGUUGAGUGACUGAGUAUGGUGCCCCCUAGGUCUCUUAAUCGCCAACUGAUCUCCUUAAUGAAGAAAAUGAUUCCAUAAGCCACAGGCAUGUUUCUGGUUUAUCAAGUGUUAUCACCUCAGUUUCUCUUCCUAUUCCUGGCACGUGCCAGUGUACACAUUUCUUACAUGUAUUUGGAAAGAUGCAGACAUGCUUAGGAUUCUUGGUAAUCUCUGUAGAGCAUCUUCUCUGUUGUUCUCUGCAUUUGUUUUACAGCUCCUAUCCUCUGGGCCCUGUGACUGGGCACAAUUUCCUUUAGAGCCCACCUCUGAGAAUUAAAAAAGGACACUGUCAAGU